AUGGCACUUGUGGAUAAACACAAAGUCAAGCGGCAGCGACUGGACAGAAUUUGUGAAGGUAUUCGCCCUCAGAUCAUGAACGGCCCCAUGCACCCCCGGCCCCUGGUGGCACUGCUGGACGGCAGGGACUGCACGGUGGAGAUGCCCAUCUUGAAGGACUUGGCGACGGUUGCAUUCUGUGACGCACAAUCAACUCAGGAGAUUCACGAGAAGGUAUUAAACGAAGCCGUUGGGGCGAUGAUGUACCACACCAUCACGCUGACUCGAGAGGAUCUAGAGAAGUUCAAGGCCUUGCGGGUCAUCGUUCGAAUAGGCAGUGGCUACGACAACAUCGACAUCAAAGCGGCGGGGGAGCUUGGGAUCGCCGUCUGCAACAUCCCCUCGGCCGCCGUGGAGGAGACGGCCGACUCCACCGUCUGCCACGUCCUCAACCUCUACCGGCGGGACACUGGGCCCAAGGCGUUCGGCUUCAACGUGCUGUUUUACGACCCGUACCUGCAGGACGGGAUAGAGCGGUCCCUGGGAGUCCAGCGGGUCUACACGCUCCAGGACCUGCUCUACCAGAGCGACUGCGUCUCGUUGCACUGUAACCUUAACGAACACAACCACCACCUUAUCAACGACUUCACGAUUAAGCAGAUGAGGCAGGGAGCGUUCCUGGAGCGCUCAGGCAGAGGGCAGGCCACGAGCCUUUUGCUGAUCACAGCAUCUUUUAUUCUCUCUUUAAACAGUGGUUAAUCUUUUUUUCCCCCCCUCUCCACUCCCAGUUUUGCUCAAGGCCCGCUGAAAGACGCUCCUAAUUUAAUCUGUACUCCGCACACCGCUUGGUACAGCGAGCAGGCGUCGCUAGAGAUGAGAGAAGCUGCUGCUACGGAAAUCCGGCGCGCGAUCACAGGGCGCAUCCCCGAAAGCCUAAGGAACUGCGUGAACAAGGAAUUCUUUGUCACGACGGCUCCGUGGUCGGUACUAGACCAGCAAGCCAUCCAUCCCGAGCUGAAUGGUGCCGCAUACAGGUAUCUGCCGCUCCUUCUCUCCGCGGCCCCUGCAGCGGGUGGGGGCAUCAUUCCCGGAGGCAUCCCCGUCACUCACACCCUUCCCACGGUGGCACAUCCUUCCCAAGCUCCGUCUCCCAACCAGCCCACAAAACACGGGGACAACAGGGAACAUCCCAACGAGCAAUAGCAGCUAAUUUAAAAAAAAAAAAAAAAAAAAAUCACUCCAUAAACUUGGGACCAAGAGACAUUGGAAAA
Molecule: messenger RNA, 1250 nt
Organism: Opisthocomus hoazin
Lineage: Eukaryota; Metazoa; Chordata; Aves; Opisthocomiformes; Opisthocomidae
Source: RefSeq, a predicted model, not a curated record